Molecule: messenger RNA, 1306 nt
Organism: Zophobas morio
Lineage: Eukaryota; Metazoa; Arthropoda; Insecta; Coleoptera; Tenebrionidae
Exons: 4
Coding region: 136-726 (196 amino acids)
Source: RefSeq, a predicted model, not a curated record
AAGACGUCAAUUCUAAGAUUGUUCUUAUUAUCUCAUCUAUCAGUUGCCAUGCGCCAACUUAAGUAAAUUAAACCCACUAGAUGGUGCAUCAGGUACAGGUACUGUCAAAGUCAAACGAUCAGUCAAGUUUACAAGAUGUGCUUCUUAGUAACACUUUUGACACUUACCGUGUUUUCUGUAUUCACGCCUGCCUUCAACAUGCCUGUAGGUGUUCCUCAAGGCAGUCGGACGUUCAACGGUGCUUCUAUCACACUCAAAGAAAAAAACAUCACCCUUGAUAUUUUCCAAUGUGAGCGGCUUAUAAUCAUUGAUUUGAAAAUGAAGCAUGGCGACACAAAUUCGUCAUCUAAAACUCGUCCUAUCUACAGCAAAAUUAAUGACUGGUAUCGGUAUCAAAUUGUGGCAGGGAAUGAAAAAAUUGAAAUUUCAAGAAAUGGUAGUGUUAUAGAAAACUUGGAUGGAGCUUCGGGGGAACUGCUUUUCAGGUGUAACACAGACAACGCAUUAUGGAAGGUUUUCAAUGAUUGUUCAAAUGGUCUUGAGACAACCCCAUGUGAUAUUUCCUGCCUCCCUGACGCAUGCAAAGAAGAAUACGUUGACGCCUGGAAGGAAGAAGAGGUUGAAAAGACGAAUAUUACAAAAUCUGCUGGACAACAUGUGUUUUCUUCAACGGGUCUGAUAGGGUUAAUCAUCAUAAUUAACACCGUUGGAGCUCUGAGCAGUUAAUGAGUACAUUUAUUUAUACGAGUAAAAUGUGGAGGUAGUUCUUUGUGAAAACGUUCUCUAAGGAUUAGCUAAUGUUUGAUCUAACACUGACAACUGUUUAGCUAAUAGUUAAUGGUUUACAUUUUGUUACGCAUACACCUAAUUUUAUUAAAGAUCGUUAACUUAAAUGUUUGUCCACUAAAAAUCACUAGUUUUGUGUGGUUUGCUGUUACUGUAAAUACUGUUAAAAAUAGGUGUGCAAGAAUUUGUGUUCAAAAUCUGUAGAUCAUAUUACUAAAUAGCAGUUUUUUUUUUAAUAUGCGUGUAACUCCGAUACACUUUACAUGCUUAAAGUUUUACGAGAGUUGAUUUUAAAUUGGUGUAUUUAAAUAUAUACUGACAGACGAUAUAUCUAUGUGGCGAUGCAAGAAUAAGUAGGAGUAAGCGAAGAAAGAUAAGUGGUCUCGUGGUCCAGUGGUCAGGAUACCUGCCCGGCAAGCGGGGGGCGUGUGGUUCAAUUCCCACCGAGGCAGUAACAUUUCUCUUCGCUUACCUACAUGUACAUACUUUUAAUAAAUACAUAAAUUAUUCCUGUUUAUAA